CCUGUUUGGGUUGCAAGCGGACAUGAAUCGAUGAACUCUUCUUCUGUCUACAUGUAUCACUAUUUUGUCUAAACAAGGGAACACACACACCACAGAAAUGUCGGAAACGGGGAACAGACUUCGCAAACUGCUCGAAUCGCAGAAUUUCGACCCGCAAAAUUACGUGAAGCAGCUGUCCCAGCAGUCCGAUGGAGACAGAGACCUGCAGGAACACCGUCAAAAGAUCCAAAACCUGGCCGACGAAACGGCUCAAAACCUGAAGAAAAAUGUCUACAAGAACUACAGACAGUUCAUUGAAACUGCUAAAGAGAUAUCCUACUUGGAGAGCGAGAUGUACCAGCUGAGCCACAUCCUGACCGAGCAGAAGAGCAUCAUGGAGAGCAUCACUCAGGCCUUGAUAUCCACAGAUAAGGAUGAGACCUCUAAAGAGAUGCAGGCUGCUUUCCCCAAAGAGACAGAGGAGCUGAAGCAGAGGACACUCACCUCCCUGCUGGAGAAAGUUGAAGGGGGUAAAAACAUCAUGGACACCCCAGGGAGGCACCUUGUCUACAAUGGUGACCUUGUUGAGUUUGAUGUUGACAACAUGUCCCCCAUCCAGAAGGUGCACGCUUUCCUCAUGAACGACUGUCUGCUAAUCGCCACCUGGCUGCCCAACCGCAGGGGAACCGUGAAGUAUAAAUACAACGCCCUGUACGACCUGGAGAGCUUCGCUGUGGUCAACGUGAAGGACAACCCUCCCAUGAAGGACAUGUUCAAGAUCCUCAUGUUCCCCGACAGUCGCAUCUUCCAGGCGGAGAACAGCAAGAUCAAGAAGGAGUGGCUGGAGAUCCUGGACGAAACCAAGAAGAACAAGGUCACCAAGGACAGGCACAAGAAGGAGGAGGAGGUCCCUGUGUCUCCUGUGAGGGCCGAGGUGUCCACCAAUCCUUUCGACCAGGAGGAAGAACAGCAGCCAGCAGGGGAGGCAGAGGAAAGCGUGGACCUCAGCCUCGAGUGGAUCCAGGAGCUGCCCGAGGAUCUGGACGUCUGCAUCGCCCAGAGAGACUUCGAGGGCGCCGUGGACCUGGUGGACAAACUCAACGAGUAUCUGAAGGAGCAGCCGGUCAACCAGAGGGUCAAAGAGCUGCGGCUGAAGGUGGAGGAGCGGCUGCGCCAGCUGACCGAGGUCCUGGUGUUCGAGCUGUCUCCAGAUCGGUCCCUUCGGGGGGGGCCUAAAGCCACCAGGAGGGCCGUGUGCCAGCUGAUCAGACUAGGCCAGUCCACUAAGGCCUGCGAGUUGUUCCUGAAGAACCGAGCUGCGGCGGUGCAGACGGCCAUCCGGCAGCUGCGUAUAGAAGGAGCCACGCUGCUCUACAUCCACAAACUCUGCAACAUCUUCUUCACCAGCCUGCUGGAGACGGCCAAGGAGUUCGAGAUGGACUUUGCCGGGAACACGGGCUGCUACUCCGCCUUCGUGGUCUGGUCCAAAACCACCAUGAGGAUGUUUGUGGACGCCUUCAGCAAGCAGGUGUUCGACAGUAAGGAGAGCCUGUCCACAGCAGCAGAGUGUGUUAAAAAGGCGAAGGAGCACUGCCAGCAGCUGACGGAGAUCGGCCUGGACCUGACCUUCACGCUGCAGUCGCUGCUGGUCAAAGACAUCAAGGCGGCGCUGCAGAGCUACAACGACAUCAUCAUCGAGGCCACCAAGCACCGAAACUCUGAGGAGAUGUGGAGGAAGAUGAACCUCAUGACCCCCGAGGCUCUGACUAAACUCAAGGUGGGUUUGGAUUAAACUCGUUUUUCUUGU
Messenger RNA from Notothenia coriiceps (black rockcod), 1786 nucleotides. RefSeq names its product exocyst complex component 8 (gene exoc8). Gene Ontology annotation, biological process: intracellular protein localization; exocytosis; Golgi to plasma membrane transport. NCBI's taxonomy places the organism in Eukaryota, Metazoa, Chordata, Actinopteri, Perciformes, Nototheniidae. The coding region runs from base 98 to 1771 and encodes 557 amino acids. The transcript has 3 exons. Gene Ontology annotation, cellular component: exocyst. The record is from RefSeq and is a predicted model, not a curated record.